GUCAGCCAGAGGAGCCCAGCGUGUACACCAGCCUCAGUGUGACAGAGUGUGGAGACACAAAAAUGGAUGGUGACCAGAGCCUAUAACCUGUUAGUUUUUCUACACUUCAUCUGCUACAAGUUCCAGCUUAGAAAUGGAUAUUCUUUGUGUAGAAAACACUUCUCUGAGCUCAAGUACAAACUGCUUGAUGCAACUAAAUGAUGGCACAAGGCUUUACAAUAAUGACUUUAAUUCUGGAGAAGCUAACACUUCAGAUGCAUUUAACUGGACAGUGGACUCAGAAAAUCGAACCAACCUUUCCUGUGAGGGCUGUCUCUCACCACCGUGCUUCUCCUUACUUCACCUCCAGGAGAAAAACUGGUCUGCUUUGCUGACAGCUGUAGUGAUUAUUCUGACCAUUGCUGGAAACAUACUCGUCAUCAUGGCAGUGUCCCUAGAGAAAAAGCUGCAGAAUGCCACCAACUAUUUCCUGAUGUCACUUGCCAUAGCUGAUAUGCUGCUGGGCUUCCUUGUCAUGCCCGUGUCCAUGUUAACCAUCCUGUAUGGUUACAGGUGGCCUCUGCCUAGCAAGCUCUGUGCAGUCUGGAUUUACCUGGAUGUGCUUUUCUCCACGGCUUCCAUCAUGCACCUCUGUGCCAUCUCGCUGGACCGCUACGUUGCCAUCCAGAACCCCAUCCAUCACAGCCGCUUCAAUUCCAGAACUAAGGCAUUUCUGAAAAUAAUUGCUGUUUGGACCAUAUCAGUAGGUAUAUCCAUGCCAAUACCAGUCUUCGGGCUACAGGAUGAUUCCAAGGUCUUUAAGGAAGGGAGUUGCUUACUUGCUGACGAUAACUUUGUUCUGAUAGGCUCCUUUGUGUCAUUUUUCAUCCCCUUAACCAUCAUGGUAAUCACCUAUUUUCUAACUAUCAAGUCACUCCAGAAAGAAGCUACUUUGUGUUUGAGUGAUCUUGGCACUCGGGCCAAAUUAGCUUCUUUCAGCUUCCUUCCCCAGAGUUCCCUGUCUUCAGAAAAGCUCUUCCAGCGGUCGAUCCACAGGGAGCCAGGGUCCUAUGGCAGGAGGACUAUGCAGUCCAUCAGCAAUGAGCAGAAAGCCUGCAAGGUGCUGGGCAUCGUCUUCUUUCUGUUUGUGGUGAUGUGGUGCCCCUUCUUCAUCACGAACAUAAUGGCCGUCAUCUGCAAAGAGUCCUGCAAUGAGGACGUCAUCGGGGCCCUGCUCAAUGUGUUUGUUUGGAUCGGUUACCUCUCCUCAGCAGUGAACCCACUGGUGUACACACUGUUCAACAAGACCUACAGGUCAGCCUUUUCGCGGUAUAUUCAGUGUCAGUACAAGGAAAAUAAAAAACCAUUGCAGUUAAUUUUAGUGAACACUAUCCCAGCCUUGGCCUACAAAUCUAGUCAACUCCAAAAGGAACAUAAAAAGAGUUCAAAGAAAGAUGCCAAGACAACAGGGAACGACUGCACUAUGGUUCCUCUAGGAAAACAAAAUUCAGAAGAUGCUCCUACAGACAAUAUCAACACAGUGAAUGAAAAGGUUAGCUGUGUGUGAGAGACCAGCUGCCAUGGCAACCGUGGAGGACCCACAGAACAGAUUUGCACCUAUCUGGACAAAAGGAAAGAAAAGAUAAUAGGAGACUGGAAAAAAUUAGGCGGGUCUAAUAGAACCAACAACAAUAUCUACAUGCCUCAUUUUAUUCAGUUAGUUAAAAGCAGGGUUAAAUGCCACAAAAUGUGCACUUCAAAAAUGUUCUGACAGCAUUUCAGCUGUGAGCUUUAUGAUGCUUAUUUUUAACAUUGUAAAUGAUAUGUCUUUAAAGUAAUUAGCUUUUAUUGUGUAAUUAUAAUGAGGACACAAAUCUAAAUUAACUUCUAUUUUCAAGUGAAAACCUUGCUACUAUGCUGUUAAUUGAUGGCAUGAGUUGGUUACCUACUGCUGUAAAUAGAAAUAGCUAUAAACAGUGAAAAGUUGAUUGAAUAGCAUAGCUUCUUAAAGAACAAUUCUCUUUAAAACUUACCAUGAUACGUAUUUGGAACAAUAAAAAAAUAAGGCACUAAGAACAGUGUUAUGAAGUCAGUAUUGCUAAGAUAAUUAAAUGAAAUACUUGACAACGUUUUCAUAGUUGCCAUUUUGAUAUACUCACAAAGUUGCUGGCAUUUGCUGCAUUUCAGGUUAAUUCUUCUCAGAAGUGAAAAAGAUUUUAAUGUUAUUUCAUAAAUAUUGCUGCUUUCUCUUCUACUACCUGUGCUUUACUCUGAAUUUAAAAUAUGGUCUUUAGUGUUUGUUCUACUAGCUAUCCUAUCAAAAGGAUAAUUUAAUGUUACCUAAUACAUUCCUAGCAAUUGCUUCUCCUAAACGGCACCAUAGAGGUGUUUGGUAAUUUGCUCUUUAUGACGGCAUCAUGCACACUCUCUUAGCGCAGUAAGCAGUAUUGAUGUGACUGUGUCAGGACUGAGGAAUAAACUCGGGCUUUUGGCUACUGACAGCAAUAGGGUCUUAGGACAUCUCUGUAAAAUGCAGGUGACCCUCCUAUGGGCACCCAUCAAUCAGGUAAAUUGAUGCUCUCAGAGCAAUCAAUCUAUAUUCUUUACUGUUCGGCUUUGGUUUCACAAUCAUCUUCUGAGUGUAUACUAUCUAUGAGGAAAUGUCCUAGGUACUAAAGAUAUAAAAAUAAUUAAAAUAAGAUCUUUGCCUUUAAAGGAAAUGACCUAAUUGGACUGGUCCUUGUCAAAAAUAUUAACAGACUUAUUUUGAGAAUCAAUUCAAUUUAUUUAUUUCUUACUGGUUCAGAAAGUGGUUUGUUUCUACUGAGGGUAGUUUUCUCAAUAGGUUUCCUGAUGAACAUUAACAAAGCACAGGACGGGGAAAAUAUCACUUGAGGUCAAAAUUUACAAUUAGUUUAAAACUGGGUACUUCAACCUGGAUCCAACCUAUGACUACCAAAGUUUUGAGGAAAUUUUUUGUUCUAUGUCCCUAAAGACUACCCACUGACAUUGUACUCCCCAAUUUUUCUUUAAAAAAAAAGCAGUAAUAUAAUAUUUUCUAUUGAAUGAGAAAUCGUUUUUUGCUCUAAGCCAUUUGAAAAAUAUAUAGAUUUAAAAACUAAAGAACAUGGGAGGUGCCAUUGUAUAAUUUGGAAAUGCAUUAGGGCUAUCCUAAUUAUGUCCUUAUAGAUACAAUGAAAGGUGUUUAGUUUAAAGGUAGAAUUUAUAGCAAAUCACUAGUAUAAAGGCUGCAUUUGAUCUGAACUACUUUAAAGAUUAUACCAUACUAACUAAUAAAAAUACAAGUGUUAAAAAGUCUCUGCUCUUAUGCAUUUUGCCUUAGUUUAUAACUCUGCACAUCUCAUUAUAAGUUAGAGAAAAGAUUACAGAUUCCACCCAUAUACUCAAUCUUGAUAAAAAUGAACAUAAAUACUGCCUGACAGAUGUCUUUUGAGUACAUAUAUGUUACAAAUGUGUGUGUUUUUCUCUCCAUAAGUAUCUAUUCAGGUAUAUAUUAUAGACAAAUGUGCAUCUGUAUACAUGUACAGACAUGUUCCCAUGCACUUUAUUUGAUAUUUAUAUAUUUACAUGGAGGAAAAGCAAGAGUCAUUAAUGAAAACACUCAGUAUAUACAUAUGUGUGCAUGUUUGUAUCAUGUUGAUUCAAAUGUGAAUUAAUGUUCUAAUGUUUCUAUGACCUUCCAUUGCUGUCAAAGCAGAUUAAAAUGUAACAAGUAUAAGUUCUUUAAAUAAACUGGAAGUUGAGCUAAUUUUAUGGGAAGACUAUAACACAACUCUAUGAGGGUUUGGAAAACAAUGGUCCUCCUAUAUAGUUGAUUGACCUUAAAUAAAAUGGUACCUUCCGGACCUUUGUUUAGUUUGGAGACUUUCUGACUAUUAAGGCUUUUUAAAUACACCCCUCACCCCAGUGAAACACAGUCCUUGAAUGAUUAAUGGAUCUGUAAUUAAAGAACUCUGUCCUAGUCAAUACUAUUAAAAUAGAGUGAGCAACCUUAUUCUACUUUAAGUUGAAGAGCAGAUUCUUCUAUACUUAAAGAAAGAAAUUAAAUACCUUAAUUAGGAAAACUCUCAGUUUAAAGCAUACUUAAUCUCUUAGCCACAGCACUUAUCUCAUGGUCAUUUUUUAAAGCGCUACUGUAGCCAAAUGGAACUAAGUUACUGUACUGCUUUUGGCAAAGGGUGCUUCUCCUAUUAGUGCAUCAAUGAAACAUAUUUAUAAAGUUUUUAAGUUAUUCUGUGCCAUAUGUAACAAAAAGUUAAGAUUAUUUUAUGUAAUGAUUUUAAUCAAGUCUAUUCUAAAAGAUUUCAAGAUAGAAUGAAUAAUUGUAAAUAAAGCAUACUCAAAAAUAAAUGUAAUUUUGUGAGUUCA
Miniopterus natalensis is the source of this 4368-nucleotide messenger RNA. It is a transcript of the gene HTR2A, whose product is annotated as 5-hydroxytryptamine receptor 2A. Gene Ontology annotation, cellular component: dendrite; plasma membrane. Gene Ontology annotation, molecular function: G protein-coupled serotonin receptor activity; neurotransmitter receptor activity. The record is from RefSeq and is a predicted model, not a curated record. NCBI's taxonomy places the organism in Eukaryota, Metazoa, Chordata, Mammalia, Chiroptera, Miniopteridae. Gene Ontology annotation, biological process: chemical synaptic transmission; G protein-coupled receptor signaling pathway, coupled to cyclic nucleotide second messenger; phospholipase C-activating serotonin receptor signaling pathway.